This is a messenger RNA of Phyllostomus hastatus (greater spear-nosed bat), 2718 nucleotides long. RefSeq names its product butyrophilin like 9 (gene BTNL9). Gene Ontology annotation, cellular component: external side of plasma membrane. Gene Ontology annotation, molecular function: signaling receptor binding. Lineage: Eukaryota; Metazoa; Chordata; Mammalia; Chiroptera; Phyllostomidae. The record is from RefSeq and is a predicted model, not a curated record. The coding region runs from base 167 to 1789 and encodes 540 amino acids. Gene Ontology annotation, biological process: T cell receptor signaling pathway; regulation of cytokine production. The transcript is spliced from 11 exons.
GGAAGGUGGGUGGGAAAUUCUGUCACACCCGCUGGUCCCCCAACUGGGAUCAACCAAGACUCUUUACAACAAUCAUCUCCUUUGCAACGGAGCUGGGAUCAGCAGGACUCAUCUGCCAUUUCAGGCUCUUAGCUGCAACCUGCCAGGUGGCCUUGCUGCUGAAGAGAUGGCAGGCUUCCCAGUCUCCCUGGACUCCUUUCGGCGGGUACCCCGGCCCAGCAGCCUCUUGUUCCACAUCCUCCUCCUCCUCCAGCCUGGGGAGCUGAACUCAGAGGAGUGCCAGGUGAUUGGCCCCGGGACAUCCGUCCUGGAACGUGUCGGGGAAGAGAUGGAGUUCCCCUGCCACCUGUCCUGUUACCAGAGCGCAGAGCACAUGGAGAUCCGCUGGUUCCGGAGCCAGGCCUCGGAGGUGGUGUACCUGUACCAGGAGCAACAGGAGGUCCUCGGGCAGCAGAUGGAGCAGUUCCGGAACAGGACCAAACUGGUCAAAGACAACAUCGCGGAAGGCUCUGUGACCCUGGAGCUCCACCGCGUGACCCCCGCCGACAAGGGCCCCUAUGGAUGCCGCUUCUUCUCCAGCAACUUCUCUGGGGAAGCUGUUUGGGAACUGGAGGUAGCAGGGAUGGGGUCAGACCCUCACAUCUCCCUUGAGGGCUUCAAGAAAGGAGGCAUUCAGAUGCGUUGCAGCUCCAGUGGCUGGUACCCCAAGCCCCAGGCUCAGUGGAGAGACCAUCGGGGACAGUGCCUGCCCCCUGAGUCCGAAGCCAUCACCCAGGACACCCAAGGCCUGUUCAGUCUGGAAACAUCGGUGAUUGUCCAAGAGGGAGCCCACAGCAAUGUGUCCUGCUCCAUCCAGAACCCCCUCCUCUUCCAGAAGAAAGAGCUCGUGGUACAAAUAGCAGACGCUUUUCUACCCGGACUCUCCCCGUGGAAGACAGCUUUCCUCGGGACUCUGGUGGGCGGCCUGACGCUGCUGCUAGCCCUGCUCACGACGCUGGCGCUGUGCUGCUUUCACAGGCGGCGGUCCCAAGUAAAGCUGAAGGAGCGGGCAGACAAGGACCAAGGGAAACUCACUGCACAACUGGGGAAACUGCAGGCGGAGCUUGACUGGAGAAGGGCUGAAGGCCAGGCCGAGUGGAGAGCAGCCCAACAAUAUGCAGUGGACGUGACCCUGGACCCAGCCUCAGCGCACCCCAGCCUGGAGGUCUCCCAGGAUGGCAAGAGCGUGCUCUCCCGCGGGGCGCUGCCAGUUCCGGCAGAGCCGGGAGGCCCGCAGCGGUUCACGGAGCAGACGUGCGUGCUGAGCCGGGAGCGCUUCCAGACCGGCCGCCACUACUGGGAGGUGGACGUGGGUCGGCGCAGCCGCUGGUUCCUGGGCGCCUGCCUGGAGGCGGUGGCGCGCGCGGGCCCCGGGCUCCUGAGCCCAGCCACUGGCUACUGGGUGAUGGGGCUGUGGAACGGCAGCGAGUACUUCAUCCUAGAGCCGCAGCGCGUGGCGCUCUCCCUGCGCGUGCCACCCCGGCGUGUGGGCAUCUUCCUGGACUGCGAGGCCGGAAAGCUGGCCUUCUUCAACGUGACAGAUGGCUCCCACAUCUUCACGUUCACCGACACCUUCUCGGGGCCUCUCUGUGCGUACUUCAGACCCAGAGCCCCAGACGGCAGCAAACACGCCGAUCCUCUCACUAUCUGCCCGUUGCCGGUUCAAGGGACACGCCUCCCGGAAGAGGAUGACGGUGACACCUGGGCACAGCCCUACGAGAACUCGGACCUCGCCCUGGACCUGUGGUGAGGUGCUCUCGUGGCCGCAGGGCUGGGUUCUGGGCUGCUUCCUCUGGGGUGGAGGAGGCAUCGCCAAAAUGCCAGCAAAGGCGACGGAUUCUGCACAGCAGAAGGGGACAGAGAAGAUUUAGCCUGUGUAGAUGUGAAUGCGUGUCUUUGUAAUUUUCUUUUAAGAAAAAGAGGCAAUUCCAAAGCUCGUCUGUGUGUAUGAUAGGACUGAACAAAUGAAUAAGAAGAUACUGAUGUUGCCGGGACCCAGGGUGCUCACUGUGGAAGAGGACAGGACACUGGGAGGGGAAACAAGAGGGAGACAUGAUUGGAUUAAAGGUAUCGGUUAAUUUGCAUAUUUGUAUGGUUUUGUAUAUAUUUUCCAGUUCAUGAGGAAAUGAAUUCACCUUGGGCUCCUAUCCCAGGUUUCAAUGUCAAUUCCCACUACCAUGAACUUGGGGAACAGCUGAUUCCAGGGCUGGGAGUGAGAAAGUCCAAACCUGCUCAAAAACUGAUGGGAACACAGCAAGAACCCAUAGAAGCAAGGUUGAAGAGGCUCCACUGACCGGUUGUGGGAUAAUUAAAGAGAAUAAUGACAGGACUUGAUCAACGAGGGAGAGAGCAAAUAAAUUUCACAGAGUGUGCUGAAAAGUUUCUCAGAGAAAGAAAAUGCAAAAAAUACAGGAAAAAUACAAGAAGGGGAAAGAAGAGAGUGAAAGAAUGACUCUGAACUCAUGGUUUUGACUCCGUAGAGCUAGACGGAACACAUGCAUGUGGUCAGUGGGUGCAUGGAUGUGUGUGAGCUCACACACUGCUCCUGGCUCUGCUUUGAGGGCUUAGCAACAAUAACACCCCAGCACAUCUAGCUUUCAGAACCUGUUUUUUGUGAUAUUUUCCACUAAAAGAAACCAAGGCUCCUUGGAGAAAUGAUAGACUCUGGAUCUGGGGUGG